AUGUCUUCUCUUUCUUAUCUACAGCUCUUCGCCUGGCCCCUCCAUUCUCUUACUGGGCCUAUCCUCGACAUCCUCAACAAGCUCUGGCAAAGCAUUCCUAUACCCUAUCAUCUUUUGUCCGACCGACCGAUACCUGCCUCGUCCUUCAGCGUCCUUUCCGCCAUCCCCGAAUCCAAGAUGGCUCCCAAAAAGAAGAUUGCUGUCAUGACCUCGGGAGGUGACUCUCCCGGCAUGAACGCUGCCGUCCGCGCCGUCGUGCGCAUGACGCUUCACAUGGACUGCGAUGCCUUCUGUGUCUAUGAGGGAUACGAAGGCCUGGUACAGGGCGGCGACUUUAUCCGGCAGAUGCAGUGGAACGACGUUCGAGGCUGGCUCUCUGAGGGUGGUACUCUGAUCGGUACUGCCCGGUGUAUGGCUUUCUACGAGCGUCCCGGUCGCUUGACGGCCGCCAAGAACAUGGUUCUCGCAGGCAUUGACGCUCUGAUUAUCUGCGGAGGUGACGGCUCCCUGACUGGUGCCGACAAGUUCCGUGCCGAGUGGCCUUCUCUGCUGGAGGAGCUUGUCCAGGAUGGCCAGUUGACGGCCAGCCAGGUCGAGCCUUACCAGCACCUCAACAUUGUUGGCCUUGUCGGCUCCAUCGACAAUGAUCUUACUGGAACUGAUGCCACAAUUGGCUGCUACUCGGCUCUCGCACGCAUCUGCGAGAUGGUUGACUACAUCGAGGCCACAGCUUCUUCGCAUUCGCGCGCCUUCGUUAUCGAGGUCAUGGGACGGCAUUGCGGCUGGCUGGCCCUCAUGGCCGGUGUCGCAACUGGUGCCGACUUUGUUUUUAUCCCCGAGAGACCUAGAGAGCAUGACUGGCAGGAGGAGAUGAAGGUGGUGGUUCAAAGGCACCGGAGUCUCGGAAAGCGCAAGACCAUUGUCAUUGUCGCCGAGGGUGCUCGCGACAAGGACGGCACCAAAAUCACUGCCGAGGAAAUCAAAGACCUUCUCGCCGACAAGAGCGAGGGUGGUCUUGCUCUUGAUACCCGUAUCACCACUCUUGGUCAUGUCCAGCGAGGCGGAACAGCUGUCGCCUAUGAUCGAAUGCUGGCUACCCUACAGGGUGUCGAAGCCGUCAAGGCGGUUCUCGAUGCGACCCCCGAGACGGAGACGCCCUUCAUCGCAAUCAACGAAAACAAGAUUGUCCGCAAGCCUUUGAUGAAGGCUGUUGCUGAGACCAAGGAGCUUGCCAAGGCUGUCGACGCCAAGGACUUUGAGAAGGCCAUGUCUCUUCGAGAUGCCGAAUUCUACGAUCAGUGGAACUCUUACAUGCUGACCACCAACGUCAUGGUGGAUGACCAGAAACUGCCUGAGAAGGACCGCAUGAGAAUUGGCUUCAUCAACGUCGGUGCCCCUGCUGGUGGCAUGAAUGCUGCUGUGCGUGCCGCUGUUGCAUACUGUAUCUCCCGAGGCCAUGAGCCCAUGGCCAUUCAUAACGGUUUCGCCGGCUUUUCCAGGCAUCACGGCGACAAGCCCUUUGGAUCCGUCCGUCCCUUUGACUGGCUCGAGGUUGACGGCUGGGCCAGCAAGGGUGGUUCCGAGAUUGGCACGAACCGAGAGCUUCCCAAUGAGUCUGGCAUGGAACUGAUCGCCAACCUGAUCGAGGACUACCACUUUGAUGCCCUGUUCAUCGUCGGUGGUUUCGAGGCCUUCCACUCCAUCUCUCAGAUGCGCAAGGCCAGAGACACGUACCCCUCGCUCUGCAUCCCCAUGACUCUGCUUCCCGCCACCAUCUCCAACAACGUUCCUGGAACCGAGUACUCGCUUGGCUCUGACACUUGCCUCAAUGAGCUCGUCAACUACUGCGACAAGAUCAAGCAGUCAGCUUCCGCCACUCGUCGCCGUGUGUUUGUCAUCGAGACUCAGGGAGGUCGCUCUGGUUACAUUGCUACCCUGAGCGGCCUGGAUGUUGGUGCUUCCGCCGUCUACAUCCCCGAGGAGGGUGUCAGUCUUGAAAUGCUCAACUCAGAUGUCAACCACCUCAAGGAAGUGUUCAAGAAGGACAAGGGCCAGUCCCGUGCCGGACGUCUGAUCCUGGUUAACGAGAAGGCCAGCAAGGUCUACAACGCCAAGCUCAUUGCAGACAUUAUCCGUGAGGAGGCUCACGACCGAUUCGAAAGCCGAGAGAGCAUCCCUGGUCACGUCCAGCAGGGUGGUGUUCCCUCGCCCAUGGACCGCUGCCGAGCCGUCCGCCUGGCCAUCAAGUGCAUCCAGCACCUCGAGGGCUUUGGCCGCAACGCUCACAACCACGUUAAGAAGGAUCCUCGGAGCACGACUGUGAUCGGCAUCCAAGGGUCGGAGGUUGUGUUUACGGAGAUGAAGGAGCUGGAGGAGACUGGCACCGACUGGCCGAACCGAAGACCCAAGGUCGCCCACUGGAUAGGAUUAUCCGAGGUGGUCAACAUGUUGGCAGGCCGGCCUGAGUACCCGACCCCGGAGAAGAGUCUGACAGGGCUGAUCGCCAAGGACACGAAGCGUGGCCUGUAA
Molecule: messenger RNA, 2529 nt
Organism: Fusarium falciforme
Lineage: Eukaryota; Fungi; Ascomycota; Sordariomycetes; Hypocreales; Nectriaceae
Product: ATP-dependent 6-phosphofructokinase
Exons: 3
Coding region: 1-2529 (842 amino acids)
Biological process (GO): canonical glycolysis; fructose 1,6-bisphosphate metabolic process; fructose 6-phosphate metabolic process
Cellular component (GO): mitochondrion; cytoplasm; 6-phosphofructokinase complex
Molecular function (GO): fructose-6-phosphate binding; monosaccharide binding; 6-phosphofructokinase activity
Source: RefSeq, a predicted model, not a curated record